This is a messenger RNA of Hipposideros armiger (great roundleaf bat), 3918 nucleotides long. RefSeq names its product ring finger protein 223 (gene RNF223). The transcript is spliced from 2 exons. Gene Ontology annotation, molecular function: ubiquitin protein ligase activity. Bases 2552 to 3421 code for a protein of 289 amino acids. The record is from RefSeq and is a predicted model, not a curated record. Gene Ontology annotation, biological process: protein ubiquitination. NCBI's taxonomy places the organism in Eukaryota, Metazoa, Chordata, Mammalia, Chiroptera, Hipposideridae.
UCCAUCCAUCCAUCCAUCCAUCCGCUUAGCACUAGAAGCUCCGAGAGCCAGCAGAAGUCAGAGGUCAGCAAGAGGAAGGCCCCGCAGUUGGAGGUGGGCGCGCAGAGCCGGGCUGAGCGGGGGUUGAUGAGGCGAAGUGAGGGCAGGGGUCCCGUCCAGGGGCCUGGCACAGGACCCAGAAGGAGCCAGCCACACCGAGAUGGGGAGGGGCGGCCAGGCCCACCUCUGGGGACCUGGCCCUCACUGCGGGGCAGGGGGUGACAUGCCUGCUGCGUGCACCUGACGUGCCAGCAGAGUGGCCUCAGUCGGAGCGCAGCACCCAGGGGACUCGAGUGCACAGCCCAGGCUCGGCCCUUGGACCCUCAGGGCACCCGGGCCCCACGUGAGUCCUGAAGGGCCGCUCCCCGCACUGGUCUCUCUGCGCCCAGCAGAGCUUGGGGAGUUGAAGCCAGUGGUGCCCCAGCCCUGGGGGUGGGGGGGCCAGGGCCAGGGGGGAGCACAGUGCUCGGCCCACACCUGGCUGAGGGCGACGUGUAUCAGCCCAGGACUCCAGGCCCCUUGAGGGCUCAGGGCCCCCACAUCUAAGAGCCAUGUCUGGAUGGGGAUGUUGUUGGGGGCCUUGUCCUCUCCCCGGCCCAGUGAGUCCCAGGCUCCCUUACACGUGGGCACACACCUGCACACGCAGGGGACAUGCGUGCUCUCACACUCAGCCAGUUUCAUGUGUUGGUGCAUACACGCCCACCCGCCCACUCACAGGCACUGCCCGGCUGGAGAGCAAACAGACAUUUGGGGACCAGUGGGCUGGCCAGGUCUCAGAACCAGGGUCCAGCCCCACCUCCUGUGCGUGAGGCCCAGUCACGCCCCAGAUGGUACAUUCCUCAGGUCUUCCUGUCCCUGUGCCUCUGGGCACUGACUGUCCCCUGAGGAGCUCAAGUGACCUCAGAGCUGGGAUAUUCCCAGGAGCCCUCAGGAGGGUGUUCUCAGAGCAGAGGGACCAAGAGGACACUUCCUAGAGGAAGCAUAUAACCCCCCAAGUCGCAAUCCCCAUGGGAACCAGAGCCCCAUAUCGCACAGGCUGGGCCAGGCCCUCACAGAGGCUCCCUACACUGAAUCCCCACCCUCUGAAUUCCCACCACCCCCUCGGAGCCCCCACUUGCCUCCCUGGGCUUCCACCCUCUUCUCUGAGCCCCACCCCUCGUCAGGUGUCUCACUGAGACUCUUCUCCCUCAAGGGACACACAGAGGAGCCCUGUCCCCUUCCUGAGCCCAGGCCUCCCCUUCUGCAGGGACAGGACACUGUCCCACCACUUCCCACAUUCCCCCAACAUUUAAGCCUCCAUGAGCCGGCCACCCACCUAUCCCAUCUUCCUGUGGCCCGCUCUUCCUGGGGUCCCAUGCCCAGGCAGCCUGCUCUAUGCACUCGCCCCCUAAUGCUCUGGUAGGGUCUUCCUCGUGCUGACCUCUGACCUCUGUGGCUCUCAGUGCUUCUAGUGCUGUUGGGGCCAGGCAGCCUCUGGGAGCUGAGGUGGUCAAUGGGCACCUGCCAGUGGGUGUAAGAUAGGCUGUACCCCCCAGGGUGCACCCCACUCCCAGCCUCACCAUGCUCAGCACCCCUCCCCACAGGCUGGCGAUUGGGGUCCCAUCUCAGCAGUGCCCAGCUCGGAUGUGUGCUGAGGUGAGCAGGGUCAGGGCGCACGGGGCAGCCUGCCAGACCAUAGGGCUGGGGGCAGCAGGAGUGUCAUGGGCACCAGGAGCUCCCCCAAAGGCUGCAGGGGACGGGCGCUGGGCUGCAGACUCACAAGUUUGGGGGUGGCAUACGUGCGAACUUUGGGUGACACAUGGACACACACGUGAGCAGGCUGUCCGUACACAUGAGGAUGGCAGUGAGAACACAGGUAUGGAGGGCUGGGUUGAGCCGGUGAGUGGGGGGCCCACCCAGACUCACGGGUGCCACCGGGGCCCUGAAGAGCGGCUGUGAGCUGAGCUGUUCGUUCCGGAAGGGCUGCUCCAGUGUGCCAGGGGCCUUGGGGAAGUUCACCCAGGCAUCCAGCCCCCCGAACCCCCACAUCGAAGCCUGCACUGACCCCCCCACAGCCCCACCCCAGGCUGUGACCUCUCACCUCUGAGUCCCCGCCCUCUGCCACCCAGCCUGCCAGGGAGAGGAAUGGGAUGCCAGCCAAUCCCAGAGGCUCCAGGCCACGCCCCUGGCCAGCAUGACCUGAGUGUAUAAAUACACCUGCCAAGACCUACAGCCCGAGAAUGCACACCUGCCUUGUCACGCCACACCUGGAAGAACACACGCAUUGCUCUGCACACCACCUGCCAGGGACACAGCAAAGGGCGCACCUUCCAGACCAGGGACAUUGAGAUUGCUGCUGGCAGCCAGCCCCGUGAAGGGACAUCUGUCGGGUGGCACACAGGCCAGGCCUGGCCCAGAGGAGAAGGAGAGAAGACUGCUGGAACAGGAACGCUCAGAGCCUCAGAGCCUGGCUGUGGCCAGCCAGGAGGACCAUGCCCAGGCACCGCUGACCCUUGGCCACCAGCUCAGAGCCAUGUCAUCAGGCCAGCAGGUGUGGCACACGGCCAUGCCACACCCUGGCCGGAGCAGCCCCACAGCCACAGUGUCCAGGUCCCCCAGCUCGGCCAGCAACCCCAGGUCCCCCAGUUCGGCCAGCGACCCCAGGUCCCCCAGUUCAGCCAGCGGCCCCAGGUCCCCCUACUCGGCCAGCGAUCCCAGGUCCCCCAGUUCGGCCAGCGGCCCCAGGUCCCCCAGCACCCCUGGCUCAGAGAAGGUGGCCUCCCCGCUGGAGUGCUCCAUCUGCUUCUCUGGCUAUGACAACAUCUUCAAGACGCCCAAGGAGCUAUCCUGCACUCACGUGUUCUGCUUAGAGUGCCUGGCACGGCUGGCGGCCGCCCAGCCAACAGACCGACUGGGCGGUGAGGCUGUGCCCUGCCCGUUCUGCCGGCAGCCGACCGCUGUGCCUGCCGCCGGAGCCCCCGCGCUGCAUACCAGCCGGCAGCUGCAAGCCAAGAUGCCGGCACACCUGCGGCGGGAAGAGCCCGUGUGGCUGGAGGGCACCAAGCUGUGCUGCCGGGCCCCGCCCCCCGCCCCUGGCCUCAGCUUCGUGUGCGUGGACGUGGGCCUAAGCAAGCCCCCGGAGCCUGCACCACCCACGCCCACCCCAGGCCCUGCCCCACGCCGCAGCCGCCUGGCCCGCUGCUGGGCGCGCUUAGGGGACUGGAGGCGCAUGGCCCUGGUCACCACCCUGCUGCUGGUGCUCUUCUGCGUGGUGCUCUGGCCCGUGCAGUGCGCGCUCAGGACCGGGAACCUGCACUGCCUGACCCGGCCCCCCACCCACGCUGCCACGGCCACCAUCACCUACACAGCCACCUUCUCUCUCGGGCCCUUGGCCGACAACUAGGGCUGUCCCAUGCUCCACUCAUGGGUUCCCAGCCCACAGCUGGAGUCACAGGUGCAGCAGGUGUUGGGAGUCAGUCCCCUGGGGACCCCAGAGGAGCCCUAACAUCUCGGCGCCACAUUUGGCUUACCUGCCCCCCAGGGGCUGGGUCCUGAUAGGGUGGACAAAAGGGUCCCCAAAGCCUCCAAGAAUCACAGGCUCCUAUGAGCCCCAGAGACCACCACCCUAACUCCCACCAUGCAGAUGGGGAAACAGGCCCAGGAGAAACAGCCUGGCAAGCACCCUCUCUGCACACACUGAAUCGCCCACAGGGGUGGCCCCUUGAGCAGAAAGGACUCGCUGUCCUUAUCUUAUUUCCACAUUUCACCCACGGCUCUUCCCCCUUACGUUCCCCCAGGCAGGGCUGGUCCCUUCCCUUUGCCGGGGGUGCUAAUCCUGGCCUCCGACCAGGGGACAGAAGACAGCGGCAGAGCGCUCAGCCCGCCAGUACCCAGCCCACC